Pungitius pungitius (ninespine stickleback) is the source of this 1106-nucleotide messenger RNA. RefSeq names its product FA core complex associated protein 24 (gene faap24). Gene Ontology annotation, molecular function: chromatin binding. The coding region runs from base 144 to 878 and encodes 244 amino acids. The record is from RefSeq and is a predicted model, not a curated record. Lineage: Eukaryota; Metazoa; Chordata; Actinopteri; Perciformes; Gasterosteidae. Gene Ontology annotation, biological process: interstrand cross-link repair. Gene Ontology annotation, cellular component: Fanconi anaemia nuclear complex. The transcript has 4 exons.
CGAAGAAGACAUUUGGCCGUUUGGGAGGCAAUGGACGAGGCGUUGGUGUCCUGCGCGCCACAGGUUUGUGUGCUUUUUAAAGUAAUCGUAGCGCUGCACUAUUCACCGUCGUCAAGGUGGUGAAACGCCCCGUGUUUGACCACAUGGAGACCAAAGCGGUGCUGAAUGCGGUUCCUCCCUACGGACACGUUAUUGCCACCGAGAAAUGGAGAAACUCACCCCUCAUUCAGAGCUUAAAGGGCGGCGGCGUGAGGAUCCUCUUCGAGGACGAGCUUGGCGUGGCCGAUUUCCACCUGCCCAACAAAAGCUGCGUGCUGUACGUGUCCGAGUGUGACCUGGUGGCCGGAAACGGCUACAAGAGGAAACUGGUCCGCUACAGAAAUACCAGCAGCCAUGGCUUCCAGGAGCUGGUGCUGGUGGAGAAAACCCGACUGGGAGAGCAGUACUUCGGCGGCGUGCAGAAGUUGGUGGUGUUGGACCUCGGCCUGACCCUGCUGCCUGUCGGCGGGCAGGCCGAGGCCUCGCAGCUCAUUGUGCAGAUCGGUCUAACGCUGACCGUCCCACCGCCUCCAGGUCCAUGGGGUCGGCAGAGAGAACCCCUUCAGGAGGAGGACCUCGUCCCGGCUGUUGGACCCGCUGGUCCUGGCUCUGGUGCAGCACGUCCCGGGGGUCGGCCGGGUCAAAGCUCUGGCCCUCCUGGAGCGGUUCUCCAGCAUCCAUCAGCUCUGCAACGCCGCCCCCGCCCAGCUGGAGCCCAUCGUGGGUCAGGCUGCGGCUCAGCAGGUCCACGGCUUCUUCCACAACCCCCCUGGUGCUGGAACCUGAAGGUUCAGCUGGGGGUCAUUGUUCUUGGGACCUUGAAUGAAAAACAAGUCUAAGUUUGGUUUGUUUCUGCAGCUGUUUGAACUACAAGAAGCUCAGUGUGUUCACUGUGGACUGCAGGAGGCCCAACAUGGCACCGAGGUGGUCUCAGUGACGUCCCCCACAGGUUUAUGAUCAGCUGCAGUGAAGCUCUGGUGGUCGCCAUCUUGGUGAGCGGAGGCAGCGAGGCGACGCAUCAGCAGAAAAUCUAUGGAGAUUUGCUUUUUUAAAUGUUUUUUUCCCAU